CCCUGCAGCCCAGAAAGCCGUGUGUGUGUGUGUGUGUGUGUGUGUGUGUAUUUCACAGUUUAUGGCCGGGAAGAGAGGCGGUGACAUUAUAUAUCAUGGACGGUCCUGAAGGAAAGAGGACAAGACUUGUGUUAACUCUGGGUUUUACAUAAUAAAUAAUUUAGCUUUGUAUUAUUUUAAAGAAUAUUCAAUCUUAAUUAUACUUAACUUAUUAAAACAGUAAUUUAGAUGAAAGACAUCACCGUAUGGAUAAAAUCCCAACAUAUGCAAAUUUCUUGGAUUUCAACAAAGUCAUGUCAGACAAGAAGGAAUGAUCGAUGUGAAGGAGGGGAGUCAGAAGGUGAGUUUAUGUCCACAUGUAACUCUGUGUCUCCUCCUAUACCCACAGCUUGAGGUGCGUGAGCCGGUUAGAAGAUGCCCGGGCUCACGUUACUGCAGCAGGAUGUUGAGGAUCAGGUGGAACUGUGGUGGUUUGGUGAACCAUGCACGUCCCUGCUCUGCUACACCUCCUCUGUCGUCCUGGUGCUCGGCCUCGGGACCGGAGGCGUGGUGCUUCUGUCUUCAGCCAGCUCUGCGGCGUCGACCUCGGCUGUGUGGCGACUCAUCAUGGGCUCGGCACUCUGCAUCCUGGCCCUCGUACUCGUGCUCAAGCAGUUGCUUAGCUCGGCCGUGCAGGACAUGGGCUGUGUGCGCAGCCGGAGACGCAUCGUGCAGCUGCGCAGCGGAGGAAGCGUCGACCCGUCCCUGCUGCUCGCCAUCGGCCUGGCACUGAUGCUUAGUGGUGCCACGGUGCUGCUGUGCUUGGCCUCGUCUCACAUGCUGCUCACAGGGACGCUUCUCUUAUCUUGCGGUGGCGCUGUGGUGCUGAGCGUGGUGGCGUAUGGAGCGUUGAAGUAUGCGUGGGAACGAAGAGAGAGCAGAAGGAGGAGGAUACGGCGAAGGAUGAGGGUGUACACAGUGACAGGACAGAGGAGUCAACUGUGGAGAGACUCGGCAUCAAGUCAAGCUGGUCUGAUUUGAGUGGGAAAGAAUGGAAAUAAAAGUCUGAGGAUUUCAAUUCCGUGAGUCAGAGCUGAAUCUGUGGUUUAUAACACAAGAAGAACUUCAUCUUCAGUCUCUUGGCUUACUGUCAGAGGAGAAGAAGAAAUUGCAAAGUUUUGUCAAAGAGUUUCAGGAUUUACACAAAUAUCAAGAAUCAUGCGACUUUAUACACACACCGUCAUAUUUAAGUUCAUUUCUUGGUCUGAUAAUGUGUUGCAGUUGCUCAAUAGAUUCCUAAUUUUUUGUAAAAACACUAAAAAUCCUAUUUACUGUACAUGCAGUCCUACUUACAUCCGCUACCUGGUCUGCACCAGUUCACCUCGGUCACACUUCAAACACAAAUUUAAAUUAAUUUUUUAACCAAACUUAAUUUUGGUAUAAAAAAAUGUUAAUGAACAAAUAAACACUGAACUAAUGCAAUAUAAGUUAAUAAAAUCACACUGCUAGUAACCACAGCACGGCACACGUCUAAUACUGUGUUUAAUUAUUUCAUCAGUUUAAUGAGUGUAUUUGAAAAGUGAAGAUUAUUCAGAGAAUAGUUACUGCAUGUGAAAACAUCUACUGUAUUUUAAAGAAAAUCUAAUUAAAAAUUAAUUCAUGCCAGUUACACAUGCCUCAGGGUCACUGGA
This is a messenger RNA of Clarias gariepinus (North African catfish), 1670 nucleotides long. It is a transcript of the gene tmem125b, whose product is annotated as transmembrane protein 125b. The transcript has 2 exons. Bases 415 to 1020 code for a protein of 201 amino acids. NCBI's taxonomy places the organism in Eukaryota, Metazoa, Chordata, Actinopteri, Siluriformes, Clariidae. The record is from RefSeq and is a predicted model, not a curated record.